Bactrocera tryoni is the source of this 1326-nucleotide messenger RNA. RefSeq names its product protein artichoke-like. The record is from RefSeq and is a predicted model, not a curated record. Gene Ontology annotation, molecular function: protein binding. Gene Ontology annotation, cellular component: plasma membrane. NCBI's taxonomy places the organism in Eukaryota, Metazoa, Arthropoda, Insecta, Diptera, Tephritidae. The transcript has a single exon. Bases 1 to 1326 code for a protein of 441 amino acids.
AUGACGCUGCAAAACUUGACGCAAGAGCAUUUUCAAAAACUUGUUGCGCUCAGGCAACUUGACUUAUCAGGGAAUAAUAUGAAAAUUUUGGACGAAAAUGUCUUUGCAACACUGACGAAUUUGAAUUUUCUGAAUUUGAGCCACAAUGGAAUCGUGGAGUUAUUACCAAAUCAAUUUGCUAAACUGGGUCAACUAAUAAUACUGGAUCUUAGCUACAAUUCGUUGACAUAUUUAAUGCCUAAACUUUUUGAGCAAACCCCUUUAUUAUGGCAAUUGAAACUCAAAGGCAAUCAAUUGUACGAUACAGAAAAUGUUAUACAAAUUCUCAAACCGUUGAAUUUUCUACAUAGACUUGACUUAAGCGAUAAUAAACUGCGAACGAUUUGGGGCAGUGCGAGUUACGCCAAUGCUUCAGCUACAUUGGCUGCAAAUUUACGUUACAGCAAUAUGUUUAUGACCUUGAAUUUAGCGGAAGGUCUGAAUUAUAUCAGCACAUUGCAACCUAACGAGUAUCACGAAAGCAAGCGUAAGGUAAAAUUAAUAAAUUUAAGUCGGAAUCUUCUGAGCGGAUUUAAUAUGGAUUGGAUUUUUGAAAUCGGUAUUACAUGCCCUUUCAAAAUUAACUUAGAACAGAAUUUGAUUAAACACAUAUAUGCUUUAUCUAAUCUACUCAGUAUAACUAACGACUGUCAAGGCGAAAUCAUAAUGACUGGCAACCAUAUCGAAUGCGAUUGCGAACUAACUUGGAUUUACAAUAAUAACUAUAGCAGGCUCUUUAGCGAUCUGCAGUGUAAUCAGAAGUCAACCAAACAAUUAACGGAUUUCACACAGCUUCGACGACACGAGCUGUGUGCUUGGCAAGCGGUGCAGUGUCCCAGAAACUGCGUUUGCUCCACCAAAUCUGAAUUGCUGCACAUCAAUUGCACAGGCGGACAACUCGACGUUAUCGAAGAGCUGCCACGUCCCGAGCAAGUUUUGCUCACGACUUCAUUACUCGAUAUUAGCAAUAAUCGUUUCACGAAUCUGCCGCUAAGCACCACCUUCGGCUACGCCAACGUUUCACAGCUCUACGCCGCGAACAAUCAAAUCACCAACAUAAGUCUCUUGGAACUACCAACCAAUUUGACGGUUUUGGAUCUACGAAACAAUCGCUUAAAAUCGUUAUGUGCUGAUUUUUUUGCAUGUGUUUCUCAACGAGAGCACGAAACUACAGUUUCUGUAUCUAAGUGCGAACCCUUGGUUUUGCGACUGUGCCUCACAUCAGCUCAUCUACACCAUACGUGCACAUCGGCAACGCAUACCCGAUGUCGAGCAGUUACACUGUGA